CAUCAGUAGAUCAGUAUGGAGUUGAUUUCUCUUCCUCUAGUUCUCUUGUUGAUUUCGAACAUCCACUCAAGUUCUGAAGCUUUACCCAAAAUUACAGUAAGUGUAACACCAGAAGGUCCUGUGUUCAUUGGAGAGACAGUUGAUCUGAAGUGUGAGAUAAAUCAGUACAGUGACUGGAGAUAUCUGUGGAUUAAAGACGCAGCUGAAGUAAAAAACUAUAGGCGUUACACUGUAAACAGAGACUCUCUCACUAUCAAUGGAGUUACUCAAUCUGAUCAGGGGUUCAGGUGUAGAGCAGAGAGAGAUGGACGAACACAGCCUUCAAUAUCAAGCUCUGCUGUUAAUCUCAAUGUAAAAGCUUUACCCAGAGCUACAGUGAGAGUAACCCCAGAAAGAUCUGUGUUCACUGGAGAGACAGUCACUCUGAAGUGUGAGAUAGAGGAUCAGUACAGAUCAUUAAACUGGAGAUAUCAGUGGUAUAAAGACACAAAGUUUUACAGUUCCACUGUAUACAGAGACUCUCUCACUAUCAAUGGAGUUACUGAAUCUGAUCAGGGCCGGUUCAGCUGUAGUGCAGAGAUACACGGACGACCAAAGACUUCACUAUCAAGCUCUGCUGUUGAUCUCAAUGUGAAGGCUUUACCCAAGGCUACAGUAAAAGUACCAGACAGCCCUGUGUUCACUGGAGAGACAGUCACUCUGAAGUGUGAGAUAGAUCAGUACAGAUCAUUAAACUGGAGAUAUCUGUGGUAUAAAGGUAGAACUGGGACUGCAGUGUUUAAGGGAAACAUCUACACCAUCAGCUCACCAUCAGAUCGGGAUGAGUUCUGGUGUAGAGGAGAGAGAGAUGGACGACCCUCAUCCUCACAGGACAGUGAUCAUGUGACUCUCUCUGUUAAAGCUUUACCCAGAGCUACAGUGAGUGUAACACCAGACAGAUCUGUGUUCACUGGAGAGACAGUCACUCUGAAGUGUGAGAUAGAGAAUCAGCACAGAUUAUUAACCUGGAGAUAUCAGUGGUAUAAAGGCACAACAAAAGCCUCUAAGUUUCAGCAUUACACUGUAAACAAAGACUCUCUCACUAUCAAUAGAGUUCCUGAAUCUGAUCAGGGUGAGUUCAGCUGUAGUGCAGAGAUACACGGACGACCAAAAACUUCGCUAUCAAGCUCUUCUGUUUAUCUAAAUGUGACGGCUUUACCCAAAAUUACAGUGAGAGUAACACCAGACAGAUCUGUGUUCACUGGAGAGACAGUCAAUCUGAAGUGUGAGACAGAGGAUCAGUACAGAUCAUUAAACUGGAGAUAUCACUGGUAUAAAAACACAACAAAAAUCUCUAAGUUUCAGCAUUACACUGUAAACAGAGAGUCUCUCACUAUCAAUGGGGUUACUGAAUCUGAUCAGGAUGAGAUCAACUGUGGAGCAGAGAUACACGGACGACCAAAGACUUCACUAUCAAGCUCUGCUGUUCAUCUCACUGUGAAUGCUUUACCCAGAGUUACAGUGAGAGUAACACCAGACAGAUCUGUGUUCACUGGAGAGACAGUCACUCUGAAGUGUGAGAUAGAGGAUCAGUACAGAAACUGGAGAUAUCUGUGGUAUAAAGACACAACUGGGACUUCAGUGUUUGAGGGAAACAUCUACACCAUCAGAUCACCAUCAGAUCAGGAUGAGUUCUGGUGUAUAGGAGAGAGAGAUGGACGACCCUCAUCCUCACAGGACAGUGAUCAUGUGACUCUCACUGUUAAAGCUUUACCCAGAGCGACAGUGAGUGUUACACCAAAAAGUCCUGUGAUCACUGGAGAGACAGUCACUCUGAAGUGUGAGAUAGAGGAUCAAUACAGAUCAUUAAACUGGACAUAUCAGUGGAGUAAAGGCACAACUGAAGUGUUAAACUUUGGGCAAUACACUGUAAACAGAGACUCUCUCACUAUCACUGGAGUUACUGAAUCUGAUAAGAAGGAGUUCAGCUGUAGUGCAGAGAUACACGGACGACCAAAGACUUCACUAUCAAGCUCAUCUGUUCGUCUCACUGUUAAAGAAAGACCAACACCUGAAGUGUUUGUUUGGCCUGGUGAAGAUGUAUACAGAGGAGAAACUGUCAAUCUCACAUGUGUCAUCAAUAGAGGAGUCGUCAGCAGCUGGCAGUACAGCUGGCAUAAAGAUUCAUCAUUUGACAACAUGAGUGACCUUCAGAAUUACACAAUCAGAUCUGUUACUGAGUCUGACGCAGGUAAAUACACCUGUAGAGGAAAUGAGACCAAUGGACCACAAUACUCAGACAUCAGUGAUGCAGUUACACUGACAGUAUCAGCUUUACCCAGCAUUACAGUGAGAGUAACACCAGACAGAUCUGUGUUCACUGGAGAGACAGUCACUCUGAAGUGUGAGAUAGAGGAUCAGUACAGUAACUGGAGAUAUGUGUGGUAUAAAGACACAACUGAAGUAUUUAACUCUAAGCAUUCCACUGUAAACGGAGACUCUCUCACUAUCACUCGAGUUACUGAAUCUGAUCAGGAUGAGUUCAACUGUAGGGCAGAGAUACACGGACGACCACAGACUUCACUAUCAAGCUCUGCUGUUUAUCUCAAUGUGAAGGCUUUACCCAGAGCUACAGUGAGAGUAACAUCAGACAUAUCUGUGUUCACUGGAGAGACAGUCACUCUGAAGUGUGAGAUAGAGGAUCAGUACAGUGACUGGAGAUAUCUGUGGUAUAAAGGCAGAUUUGGAACUUCAGUGUUUAAGGGAAACAUCUACACCAUCAGAUCACCAUCAGAUCAGGAUAAGUUCAGGUGUAGAGGAGAGAGAGAUGGACGACCCUCAUCCUCACAGUACAGUGAUCAUGUGACUCUCUCUGUUAAAGCUGAGACCAUGGUCUAUUCCAUACAGGCUCCUCCACUGGCUUUACCCAGAGCUACAGUGAGAGUAACACCAGACAGAUCUGUGUUCACUGGAGAGACAGUCACUCUGAAGUGUGAGAUAGAUCAGUACAGUAACUGGACAUUUAAGUGGUAUAAAGACACAACUGGAACUUCAGUGUUUGAGGGAAACAUCUACACCAUCAGAUCACCAUCAUAUCAGGAUAAGUUCUGGUGUAGAGGAGAGAAAGAUGGACGACCCUCAUCCUCACAGUACAGUGAUCAUGUGACUCUCUCUGUUAAAGCUUUACCUAGAGCUACAGUGAGAGUAACACCAGACAAUCCUGUGAUCAUUGGAGAGACAGUCACUCUGAAGUGUGAGAUAGAGGAUCAGUACAGAUCAUUAAACUGGACAUAUCUGUGGUAUAAAGACACAACUGAAGUGUUAAACUUUGAGAAUUACACUGUAAACAGAGACUCUCUCACUAUCACUGGAGUUACUCAAUCUGAUCAGGAUCGGUUCUGGUGUAGUGCAGAGAUACACGGACGACCAAAGACUUCACUAUCAAGAUCAUCUGUUCAUCUCACUGUGAAAGAAAGACCAACACCUCAAGUGUCUGUUUGGCCUGCUGAUCAUGUAUUCAGAGGAAAAGCUGUCACUCUUACAUGUGUCAUCAAUGGAGGAGGAGUCAGCAGCUGGGAGUAUAGCUGGUAUAAAGAUUCAAUCAUCCAGCAGAAUAAACUCCAGUAUUACACAAUCAGACCUGUUACUGAGUCUGACACUGGAAACUACACCUGUAGGGGAAAUUAUAUCAAUGGAUUACGAUACUCACACAUCAGUGAUGCAGUUACACUGACAGUAUCAGAUAAACCACAGACAGUUUUAAGUGUUUCUCCAGACCGGUGGUUGACUCCAGGAGAAUCAGUAACUCUGAUGUGUAGGCUUAGAAACUCCUCCACAGGCUGGACAUUCAGCUGGUUCACUGUAAAGAAACGUUCAUCAGGUAAAAUAGGUUAUAAGUUGACGUCAGACAGCAGUGGAGGAUCUAAAGGCAUCUACACAGUGAGUUCAGUGACUGUGAAGCACAUAGGAGUUUAUAUGUGCAGAGCAGAGAGAGGAGAUCCAGUCUAUCACACAGAGUACAGUAACACACAAACACUGUGGAUCACUGGUGUUUCUCCUUCAGUCUCUCUGAUCAUCAGACCCAACAGAUCUCAACACUUCUCAUUUGAAUCUCUCUCUCUGAGCUGUGAGGAUCACAGGAACUCUACUGGAUGGACAGUGAGAAGAUACACAAAAGAUAAACUGAAACUGUGCUCAUCAGGAACAACAUCUACAUGUACAAUCAGUGAUCUCUAUACAUUUGAUUCUGGAGUGUACUGGUGUCAGUCUGAAUCUGGAGAGAAUCUUCAUCCUGUUAAUAUCUCAGUACACCAUUUUGUGAUUCUGGACAGUCCUGUUCAUCCUGUGACUGAAGGAGAUCCUCUGACUCUACGCUGUUUAUAUCGAAAUAAAAACCCCUCUAAUCUGAGAGCUGAAUUUUAUAAAGAUGGAUCAGUGGUGCAGAGUCAGACUACAGGAGACAUGAUGAUCAUCCCUACAGUCUCAAAGUCACAUGAGGGUUUCUACUACUGUAAACACCCAGAGAGAGGAGAGUCUCCAAAGAGCUGGAUCUCAGUCACAGGCCCACGUGGCGGGCAGAGGUGUGUGUCACACAGGACUGGACUUCUCCUUCCUUUCUCUAGGUGCGUGCUACAAGCAAAGGUACGUGCUGUAAGCAAGGGUACGUGCUGUAAGCUAAGGUAUAGGCUGUAA
Messenger RNA from Paramisgurnus dabryanus, 4671 nucleotides. Lineage: Eukaryota; Metazoa; Chordata; Actinopteri; Cypriniformes; Cobitidae. The record is from RefSeq and is a predicted model, not a curated record.